GGGAAUCCUCAUUGAGUUCUGACAGAGCUCAAGUUCACGUUGAGAGGCUCCGCGUGCGCAGACCAACAGCUGAUGUUGUUUAUGUUGAUGACGCAAAACCCGGAACCCAAACACACCUGUGUGAGACCCCCAGACACCCCCCGAGACCCCCGAGACCCCGGACCUCACGCCCUCCAGCGUUGGCUUCCUCCGAGCAUCCACAGCCCCAGCAGCAGCAGCGUCAGUCCGGCCGGAGCGCAGGAGCGCAGAGCGGCUCUCCCCCGCUGCACGAGCGGCUCCAGGAGCGGCUGAGCUCCGCGCCCGCCCCCGCUCCGGACCCCUCUCCCUCCGGAGACAUGGCAGCCACCAAAGCGGAGCUGCUGCUGUCCGCCCUGCAGAUCUCGGAGCCGCUGGCCGGCUUCGGGCCGCCGCUGUCCCCGCUGGACGGAUACCCGAAGCUGGAGGAGCUGCAGAUGCUGCUGCAGAGCGCCGCGGCCGGAGGCUCGCUGCUGGCCGGCUCCGCGGCGGACGGAGUCCCGCUGCUGGGCGCCGAGCCCGGGGAGUUCGGAGACUUGUCAGACCUCCCGGACCUGCAGAGCCUCCCUCCUCUCACGCCCCGCCCCCACACUCUGGCGUACAGCGGCCGCUUCUCCUUCGAGCCGUCCGGUUCGGCGUCGGGUGGAGCCAGCCUGUGGGCGGAGCCUCUGCUCAGUCUGUUCUCGGGGUUGGUCAGCGUGGCGGCCCCGCCCCCCGCGGCGUGCAGCCUGGCCCCGUCCUCGAUGGUAUCUUCAGUAUCAACAUCGUCCUCGCCGGCGCAGCCGAGCUUCAGCUGCAGCGCCACCGACGUGGCCUCCAUCUUCUCCACCGCCGCCGCCGCCAGCCCCCUCGGCUCUCAGCCGGCCCCCGCUGCCUUCCCACCGCAGGCUCCGCCUCCCGCCUACCCCGCCUCCCGUCUCGGCCUCCAGCCGCCCUCCAUGGUGGUCCCCAUGCUGCCGGACUACCUGCUGCCGGCCGGUGAGCUCAGCUCCGACCUGGACCAGAAGCCGCCGCCAUCCCUGCAGCAGCAGCAGCCGCCGCUCACACCGCUCUCCACCAUCAAAGCGUUCUCCUCCCAGAUGCAGCCGCAGGGCGCCGCCGUCCAGCCCCAGCUCGCCAAGUCCGGCAGGCCCAGGAAGGCCGGCGCCGCCGGCCGGCAGUGCAAGACGCCGCCUCACGAGCGGCCGUACGCCUGCCCGGCGGACGGGUGCGACCGCCGCUUCUCCCGCUCCGACGAGCUGACGCGGCACGUGCGCGUGCACACGGGCCAGAAGCCGUUCCAGUGCCGCAUCUGCAUGCGCAGCUUCAGCCGCAGCGACCACCUGACCACGCACAUCCGCACGCACACCGGCGAGAAGCCGUUCGCCUGCGGCGAGUGCGGCCGCAAGUUCGCCCGCAGCGACGAGCGAAAGAGGCACGCCAAGAUCCACCAGAGGCAGCGCGAGAGGAGGGCCGAGGGCCCCCCCUGCGCUCCAGUUGCCACGCCCCCCACCUCCUCGCCAUGCUCCACGUACCCCUCCCCCACACACAGCUCUGCCUCCCCCUGCUUCACCCCCCCAUUAUCUUCCUCGUCCUCUCUGUCGCAGCUCUACACCUCCUCGCCGUCCCCCCACCUGUACUCCUCCUCCUCCUGCUCCUCGCCGCCCAUGGCGAGUCCCCAGGCGGAGCUGCCCUCCCCCCACAUGUGCUGACCUUUGAUUUCAGGAGCGGAAACAUCGUCAUCGCCCCCUGGUGGCUGUGUCAUUUAAGCCCCGCCCCCUCAUUAACUGAACACAAAGAGGAAAGCUCUGUCAGAAAGCAACAUGAACUUUUUGUCAAAGUUUGAGCACAAUAUUUUGACAAUAUUUGAAUUAUCGCGCCAUGGCGCCUUGUUUGCACUACAUGUACUAAGCCCCGCCCCCUUCUUAAAUUUGAAAUUUAGGUGGUGUGUGUGUGGCACUGUGUAUAUUCACAAGUAAAUUGUGUACAUAGAGUUUCACCUACUGAGUAGGUCCUGGGAUGUUUGUAUAUUUACAUACAAGUGUGAUUUUUAUACUGAACAUGUUUUGAGAAUUAAAAAAAAUCAAAAUACUG
Molecule: messenger RNA, 2088 nt
Organism: Salarias fasciatus (jewelled blenny)
Lineage: Eukaryota; Metazoa; Chordata; Actinopteri; Blenniiformes; Blenniidae
Product: early growth response protein 1-like
Exons: 2
Coding region: 336-1706 (456 amino acids)
Biological process (GO): regulation of transcription by RNA polymerase II
Molecular function (GO): DNA-binding transcription factor activity, RNA polymerase II-specific; RNA polymerase II cis-regulatory region sequence-specific DNA binding
Source: RefSeq, a predicted model, not a curated record